GAUUUUUUCUUUCUCCCGCUAAACGGUUGAUCGAGUGCAGAAGGGUAGCACGCUAAGCUUGGUUAGUUGCGAACUAUGCCUCUCUUUUUUUGUAAGAACGUUGCCAUGAAUGGUGAAGAAUUGCGCCCUUAUGUUGGCGGAUAUUCUGUGUUCAUCCUCUAUUUCUACACUUGUGAUCUCAAUUCCUUCUGUUUCUCUGCUUGAUUCGGUCCAAGGCUUUGGCGUGCGUUUUUGCUGCUAUUUCGUGGUGAAGUCUGGAUUUUUGUUGCCUGUUUGAUAUCUGAGAAGCUCGAAGCUGAUUUUGUUAUCGAUUUGUAUAAUAUCUGGUGGUAAAAUGACUUUUUCUCGAUUUUUACUCGGUGAUGCAUGAAUUAUGGGGGCGUACAAGAACACUAAGUGGAGCUUUUGAUCUCUAAAUAGAUUACUAUAAACCUUUUCCGUGUGCUCGAUGGUGGUAAAGUUUGGUUUUUGUGGCAAGCUUAGAUUCUGCUGCUGAGACACUGAAGACACAGGGAUAGAACACGAAAAAUGGGUAAGAAAGGGAAGUGGUUUAGUGCUGUGAAGAAAGUCUUCAGCUCCUCUGAUCCAGACGGGAAGGAAGCAAAGGCUGAGAAGGCGGACAAGUCAAAAUCCAGGAGGAAAUGGCCAUUUGGCAAGUCGAAGCACUCCGAUCCUUCAACCUCAACGGUGUCAGGGACUGCUCCAGUAGCUCCGUUGCCGCCGCCACCACCAACACAACCUACUCAGCCACACUCUCAGGAGAUCAAAGAUGUCAAGCCAGUCGAAACAGACAGUGAGCAGAGCAAUCAUGCCUACUCCGUUGCGCUUGCAUCUGCUGUCGCUGCAGAAGCUGCUGCAGUCGCUGCCCAGGCCGCUGCUGAGGUUGUCCGCCUCACCGCAGUCACCACGCCCACACAAAAAAUGCCUGUUAGUUCAAGGGAAGAACUUGCUGCCACCAAGAUUCAGACUGCCUUCAGGGGUUAUCUGGCAAGGAGAGCACUGCGGGCACUAAGAGGGUUAGUUAGGUUGAAGUCGCUAGUUGAUGGAAAUGCUGUAAAACGCCAAACUGCUCACACCUUGCAUUGCACACAAACGAUGACAAGAGUUCAAACUCAAAUCUACUCUAGACGGGUGAAGAUGGAGGAGGAAAAACAGGCUCUUCAAAGGCAGCUCCAAUUAAAACAGCAGAGGGAACUUGAGAAAAUGAAGAUUGAUGAAGACUGGGAUCACAGCCAUCAGUCCAAAGAGCAGGUCGAAGCCAGCCUAAUGAUGAAACAGGAAGCUGCACUAAGACGAGAAAGAGCACUUGCAUAUGCAUUUUCUCACCAGUGGAGGAAUUCUGGUCGAAGUAUAACUCCAACUUUCACGGAGCCUGGGAAUCCUAAUUGGGGCUGGAGCUGGAUGGAACGCUGGAUGACAGCGAGGCCUUGGGAGAGCAGAGUGGUAUCAGACAAGGAUCCUGAAGACCAUGAUCUGACAAAUGUUCGAACGUCUCUACCACGCGCCAUCUCAAUCCAGAGACCAGCAAAACCAAACAAGUCGAGCCGUCCGCCAAGCCGGCAAUCACCAUCAACACCCCCAUCGAAGGCUCCCUCUGUUGCAGGAAAGAUCAGGCCAGCAAGUCCAAGGGCUAGCUGGCUCUACAAGGAGGAUGACAUGAGGAGCAUCACAAGCAUACGCUCUGAACGCCCAAGGAGGCAGAGCACAGGUGGAGCCUCGGUCCGGGACGAUGCAAGCCUAACAAGCACACCACCUCUUCCCAGUUACAUGCAGUCCACAGAGUCUGCCAGGGCUAAGUCUCGGUACCGCAGUCUAUUGACUGAGAAGCUUGAGGUUCCUGAGAGAGCACCUCUGGUCCAUUCAGUAGUUAAGAAGCGCCUGUCAUUCCCGGUUGUCGACAAACCGAGCAUUGUGCCAACAGAAAAGCUGAAGGAAAGAGGGCGACGCCAUUCAGACCCUCCGAAGGUUGAUCCUGCCUCGCUUAAGGAUGUCCCUGUUGCCUGAUCAGGCCUUAUGAUUGUUAGGUUGUUGUUUUUUUCUUUAUUCCACUAUGUAUUCUCCAAUUUAGGUUGUGUCCACCAAGCCAAGCGAAUCCUCUUUGUAA
This is a messenger RNA of Phragmites australis (common reed), 2104 nucleotides long. Its product is annotated as protein IQ-DOMAIN 3-like. Gene Ontology annotation, molecular function: protein binding. The record is from RefSeq and is a predicted model, not a curated record. NCBI's taxonomy places the organism in Eukaryota, Viridiplantae, Streptophyta, Magnoliopsida, Poales, Poaceae. The coding region runs from base 529 to 2004 and encodes 491 amino acids. The transcript is spliced from 6 exons.